CAUUAUUACAUAUAAGAUUAAAAUAAAGAGACAAAUAUUCAUUUUUACAUAUAGGCACGGAAAAUUUGUUUCUAUAAAAAGAAACCGGAGGCCGAGAUAUCACUGGUUUUCUCUCACGGUACUCCAACUCGCACGCCGUUGUUUAUGGAAUAUUCUUCUUCUGAUAACAAGUCCCGUACUGAGUCAACUCGGAGCGGUGCGGUAGUAGUUCAGCAGCGCUCCUACCAAUUGUGUAAGUAUUAAGUUACGAGAUUAGCGUAAAGAGCUAUGACGACGAGGACGAGCCUUUUCAGCCAUCGGACGAUAAGGCAGGGCGCGAUCUCAGCCGUCGGAUCUGUAAAGAUUAAGCUGUUGCUCGCCUGUUGCAUCGGCUUAACGUUAUUUGUUCUCGCCGGACGUACGGCGUCGUUCAUGGGAUGGAAGCAAGGCGCGGCUUCUUUCCAUCGAUCUUCUCUACCGGGGAAAGGAUAUGCCUUAUUGAUUAACACAUGGAAGAGAAAUGAUCUGCUGAAAAAGUCCAUUUCGCAUUAUGCAUCAUGUCCUGGGCUUGCUUCUAUACACAUUGUAUGGAGUGAGCCUGAUCCUCCUUCAGAGUCUCUUAAGAAAUUUCUAAACCACAUUAUACACCUGAAUGGUCGAGUAAUUGAGUUAAAAUUUGAUAUCAACAAAGAAGACAGUUUGAACAACAGAUUUAAAGAAAUUACGGACUUGAAGACGGAUGCAGUUUUUUCAAUUGAUGAUGACAUCAUAUUUCCUUGCACAUCAGUGGAAUUUGCUUUCACUGUCUGGCAAAGUGCACCGGAUACAAUGGUUGGAUAUGUACCACGUAUUCAUUGGGUUGAUAAAUUGAAAGGCAAUCAGGAUACCUAUCUCUAUAGCGGAUGGUGGUCUGUUUGGUGGACAGGAACAUACAGUAUGAUCCUCUCUAAAGCUGCCUUCUUUCAUAAGAAGUAUCUCAGUAUGUACACUUACGAGAUGCCAUCUUCCAUUCGAGAAUAUGUUACCAAGAACAGGAACUGUGAAGAUAUUGCAAUGUCUUUCCUUGUAGCAAAUGCAACUGGUGCUCCUCCCAUUUGGAUAAAAGGUAAGAUAUUUGAGAUUGGUUCGACUGGAAUUAGUAGCUUGGGAGGUCACAGUGAAAGGAGGACCCACUGUGUGAAUUGGUUUGCAUCUAAGUAUGGACGAAUGCCCUUGGUAUCAACUUCAGUUAAGGCCAUAGAUAGCCGAAGCAGCUGGUUUUGGUGAGAAAUGCGAGUUUUGCUUUCACCAAUUUUCCACUCAAAUCAGUUUAGCUCACUUAUUAGUAUUCUUAUGAGUUCCCAGGUUGUGUAAAUAUCAAAUUACCCAGCAUUUGUUAGUCUGGUGAUAGAAAUGGAAUUACCACGUUCACUUAGGCUUUUAGUCUUGUACCUGUAAUAUGAUUCACUUGGCUUGUUGCAAUGUUAUGUUCUCUCUUUAUCAAAAGGCUUAUACAUAUGUUCAGCCCUUCACAAGUUAUUAUUGAUUGCAACAAACAUGUCGAGUAUUUUGUGAUGACAAUUUAUGAACUUUUAUAAUUUUGUACGAGAGUUUUGAAUCAA
Molecule: messenger RNA, 1580 nt
Organism: Olea europaea var. sylvestris
Lineage: Eukaryota; Viridiplantae; Streptophyta; Magnoliopsida; Lamiales; Oleaceae
Product: glycosyltransferase family 64 protein C4-like
Exons: 6
Coding region: 268-1245 (325 amino acids)
Cellular component (GO): membrane
Molecular function (GO): glycosyltransferase activity
Source: RefSeq, a predicted model, not a curated record